Messenger RNA from Fusarium coffeatum, 4005 nucleotides. RefSeq lists its product as uncharacterized. The coding region runs from base 1 to 4005 and encodes 1334 amino acids. The transcript has a single exon. NCBI's taxonomy places the organism in Eukaryota, Fungi, Ascomycota, Sordariomycetes, Hypocreales, Nectriaceae. The record is from RefSeq and is a predicted model, not a curated record.
AUGGCGACUGUUCCGCCUUACAACAAUUACCAGUCGCCGCCUCCAGGCCCUCAGUUCGCGCAGCAGCCAGGGCAGGUCCCACCUGGACAACAACACCACGCCCAGUAUCCGCAAGCUCCGCCGGGACAAACACCAAUUCAGCAAUAUGCGCCCGCGCAACAUCCUCAAUACCAGUCGUCUCAAGGCCCGCCCGUGAACCAGAUCCCUCAAACUCCUCAAGCGCAUUAUUCGCAAUCUCCUCAAGGCCAAUACCCUCCUGCACCACAGCAGAUUCCAGGCCAGCAGCCUGUCUACCAGUCGCCAGCACCUGGUCACCCAGUGCAUCAAUCGCCGCAGCUGCAACAACACCCGGGCCUCCCUCAACAGCACGCUCCCAGCCAGCAGCCAAGCUACCAGUCACCCCAAUACGGUGUCGCAGCACCACCGACACCCGCCCAGCAUCAACAGCAAUACCAACAACAAGCCGCUCAAUUCGCGAAGCCUGCACAGCUACAAUCCACCGCACAGUCACUGUACAAAUCGGGAAAGGGCUUUCUGGGUAAUCUUGCCAGCAACAUCAAGAACAAGUACCCCGCCAACUCCAACGCACCAGCGACAUCCUCUACGACUUCAUAUACUGGUGAAGCACCAAAGCCGACGUAUAAUCCUGGGCAACACCCGACGCAGACGCCUUUGAGUCCUACCAACUCGUUUCCUCAAGGGUUUGGUCAGCAGGGUUAUCCUCAGCAUGCGCCGCCGACACCACAGCAGAGCGUCUCGCCUGGCGCUUCGGGCUAUCAUCCCGCGAUCGCGCAUCAAGGGUCGUUUCCGUCGCAGUCGCAAGCAAUUCCUGGACAGCCUCAGAUUGGACAGAAUGCUCCUCAAGACCAUCAGUCACAGCACUCCAUGAACGAGGUCUCUGCUCCCCCGGGCGCUGUUCCCCAGCAGGCUGUUCAAUCACCCACAGCGACCGUCUCGCCGUAUCCCCAGCCUAUGCUGCAUCACCAGCAAUCUAACCCAUACGCAACAACACCACCAGCUCAGUCGCCCCAAGGUGUGCCUGGCCAAGGUGUCGCGCAUUUGGGUUACGGACAAAGCCCUGCCCAGAUACCCCCACAACAGCAGUACCAUCCUGCUCCUCAGGUGCAUCCCCAGGCGUCAUCACCACAUCAGAUCGGUCCUGGCGCUCCGUACAAUCUGGCAGCGGCAGCAACCAGCUUGCAGACCACUGCGCAGCCAACAUAUCAGGUUGGUGCACCCAGCCAUGGGCCUCCAGGAAUGUACCAGCAGGCACAGAAUCAUCCAGGCGCUCCGGUUUCAAAUGUGUCGGCAACCUCCCCACAUGCCGCUCAAUUGAUCUCUCCAACAGGACCACCAUACCAAGUGCAGAACCCUUCGCAGCCUCUCUCGCCGUCGCAGCAGCACUUGCAGAGUCCUUUACAUCAAUCGCAACAGCCUUCGCACCAGGCUCCGCCCACACAGCAACAUGGCCAAUAUGCUGUACCGCCGACGCAGCCAGUCUCUCAGGCAGUCACGCAUCCGAUCGCUCAGACAGGCUCUGUCAAUCACGCACCGCAGACGAGUGCUCCGACACAGUCGCCGCAUCAGCAGCACAGCAUCUCUCCGAAUCACCAGCCGCUAGUCGGAGCUCCGUUAGCCCAGACUCAAUACGCACCUCAUGGCCAUCACUACUCGCCAUCUCAUGGGCAGCCUCCAUCCAACAUGGGCGCUCCAGCACCUGCACAGCAAGCGUCGACUCCUGGUCAGAGCCACAAUUCCCUACCUUCAUCGCCGCCAUUGCAAAACCUGAACCAGCCGAGUGGCAUCCUCCCUUCGGCACCAACGGCUGGCGAGUUCCAGCCUUAUAGCCCGAGUACGCUUCAGGCGCCGCCUCCACCACCACCCGGCCAGUACGGACACCCUGUGGCCAAUGCGAACACCCAGCACUAUCCACAAACUUCACCUUCAACCCAAGAAGAUCACACGUCUGCCGCACAUUUUGUGCCGGCGCCAGCGCCAGGCGCCGUUGGCCAGCCCAUCCAGCCCUACCAACCCUAUCAGCCGGCACAGCAAUCGCCUCAUGCCCCGCAACCUCCGCCGGUCAACGGCCAGCCCGCGGCGAAUGACCACCACCAAGACCCGGUUGACUCUCUGUCCACUCAGAUGCACAGUCUCAAUGUGCACAACGGGCACCAACAUCAACCCGUGCCUAAUACUAACCAAAUCCAUGGCCAAGAUGGACCGCGCGGGCCACCGCCCUGUCAGGCUACAGGCAUGGUCGUAGACACACUCCCAUACUGCCCUGAGAACAGAGUCGUUACAUACGCUCUUGACUGGUACCGCUUAGCUGUCGCACCACAGUAUCUCAUCUGUACAAGAUGCUACGCCGACCAUGUCGCGGGCACUCAUCUCGCUGGACAUUUUGAACGAUACCAUUCUCCAGAGGGCACUGACUCUAAGUGUGGCUUCUGGUCGCCACGUGCAAGAGAAGUCCUUUGGCCUCAGGCUCUACAGACCAAUGGUAUCGGCUAUCUACGCGCGUUCGCAGAGAAGAGCCUGGCUGCACCUGACUGCAAGGGAAGAGUUUUUAGUACAGCUGCUGAUGGUGUCAAGUGGUGGGGUAUGAUCAACAACGAAGUCGACGGAUUCAUCUCUUGCGAUGCCUGCUACGAGGAUCGUAUUGCCGGCACACCUUUUCAGGCUCGCUUCUCUCCGUAUCGCCAGCAAGGCCCGGAGGAAAAGUGGAUGUGCGACUUGUGUAUUCCGUACCUCUCAACGGCGAUUGUCAAGAUGUCUAAGCAGGACCACUGGAACGGCUUCGUGGAAGCAGUCAAAGCGCGCAUUCAUCUUCCUGUAUGUGAAGGACGAGAUGAAGAGUCCAACAAUGGCCAUUGGAUUUUUCCACGUCGCAGGAUCGAGAACAUGACGAUUUGCGAGACGUGCUACCUAGAUAAGCUUGCCUUGACACCCUUUGGCAACGAGUUUGAGCGCCACGCCCGAGCUGAAGGAUUUGAUGCUUUCUUGAACUCACUGGGUCAGAAAUGGAAGUGCAGCAUGACGGACACAGCUGUCAACAUGAGCGUCGCUCUCGAGGCAGCUAUCUACCGUCGCGACUUUGAAGUCUUUUGGAAGGCGGCUAAUGCCAUAUGUGGACUGGUCCCUUGUACCGCGAAUGGAAUCGUUGGGGGCAAAUGGUGGACUGUUGCAGGUGGCUGCCCCGAUCUUGACGUUUGCGAGGCAUGUUACAAGGGUAUCCUCGAGACCUCUAAUCUCGAGCGCUUCUUUGAGCCUGCUCAGCGAGACCCAGCUGCGACCAUCGUCUGCAACUUCUGUCCUGCGAGCCCGCGGUGGGGCAUGUUCAUCACCAAGUUCGCCGAAGCCAUGGACAAGGGUGUCUUCAGCUACUACACGGACUAUGUCAAGAAGUGGGCUGGCGUGCCAACCUGUCCUGGUAUUCGGAACAAGGGGAAGAGUACAUGGUGGGGACACCCGGAGGCCCUUGCCUGUGAAGACUGCUGGCUCAACUUUGUCGCCGACACUCCUCUCGGACCGACCGUUCCCGUCAAGGGCGUCUACGAUGAGCGAACCCUGAUCUGCCAACUAUGGUCUCCAAGGAUGCGCAACAUGUGGCUCGCAGCCUGUGCCGCCGGGCCUCCCGGAUCGCCAGAGUCAGAGAAAGCCCUUGAUGACUUCCGCGCUUUCGGGACCAAGCGAGUACAAGUGUACAACGCUACCAUACCGCAUAUCGAGAUGAUUGAACAAAUGAUGAUAAUGAAACGAAUGCAGGCUAUGCAGCAAGGUCAAUUGAGUCUUAUGUAUCAGGGCAUGAACUCAACGUCGUCCAUCAUGGGAACGACCGACGGUAAUCUGCAUGGCAAUAGUUCUGUUGGAUAUUAUGAGACCGAACAUGGUGUUACUGCUGCGAAUAUGAUGAACAACAUGCAUGCUGGGAUGGCGGAUGCGAAUAAGAUGAGUGAUUGGAUGCAGAUUGCGCAGUUGAAGGCUGCUUGGAUGGAGGUAGAGUAA